AUGUCAGCACGAUCUGGUUCGCCGCCUGCUCAUGCCCGUCCAGGGCAGUCGUCUGAUGAAGAUGACCGAACAAGACGUCUUCUCCGUUGGGUUUUUGCCCGAAAGGAUAUUGAUGAGAUUCGGGGGAGCCCUGAAAGGGUCCUCGCCCUUAUUGACAAGUUCAGUGAGAAUGAACGCAUGAUGACUGUCGGUCAGGCCAAGGGAAAGGAAGUCCUAGACUUGAUCGAUGAGGUCAAACCCGGAACAAUGAUUGAGCUGGGUUGUUUCGUGGGCUACUCUGCCAUUCUCUUCGGUGAAGCAUGUCGUCGAAACGGUGGUCAACGUUACCUCAGUCUAGAAUUGAACCCUGAAUGGGCUGCUGUCGCUAAUAUGCUUGUUGAACUCGCUGGUCUGCGCAGCUUUGUCACUAUCCUGGUCGGUCGCAGUGACGUUACCCUGGACAGACUCUAUCAGACCGGUGAUGUCAAAAAGGUCGAACUGAUGUUCAUUGAUCACUACAAGCCUGCCUAUCUGACAGAUUUGAAAUUAUGUGAACACCAUGGCAUGAUCCAAGUUGGCUCUGUUUUGGCCGCUGACAAUGUCCUUUACCCGGGUAACCCCCCGUAUUUGGAAUAUGUCCGCAGCACAGUGGAGCAGAAGAGAAAGGCAGCGGAGCAAGGUCCUAUUAAGGGAUACACCACUGAAGGCAUGCGCGACCGUGCUGUGAACUCUUUUAUGCCGGAGGGUGAUGUACCUUUCCUUGAGACGGUCGGGAAUCCCAACCUUGUGUAUGAAAGUGGGCUUCGACAGCCAGAAGGACACCGGGAUGCAAUUGAGGUGACUCGAUGUGUUGGAGUACAGGACGCAUAG
Penicillium angulare is the source of this 849-nucleotide messenger RNA. Its product is annotated as O-methyltransferase. Gene Ontology annotation, molecular function: O-methyltransferase activity. The record is from RefSeq and is a predicted model, not a curated record. The coding region runs from base 1 to 849 and encodes 282 amino acids. The transcript has 3 exons. Lineage: Eukaryota; Fungi; Ascomycota; Eurotiomycetes; Eurotiales; Aspergillaceae.